Messenger RNA from Dermacentor andersoni, 1520 nucleotides. RefSeq lists its product as uncharacterized. Lineage: Eukaryota; Metazoa; Arthropoda; Arachnida; Ixodida; Ixodidae. The record is from RefSeq and is a predicted model, not a curated record.
GCGGUCAGCCUUUUCGCCAAAGUGGUCCUUCGGAGCGCCAGACUGCGGAGCCUGAGGUUACCUUCGACGUUCUGCGAAUGCCAUGGCGUAUUCUGCAGCCCUAUUGUCCAGCUACCAGAUCGCAAAGCCGCGCAAUGCAUGGAGGCCUGGCUUGCAGCCCUGCGAAGACCGAAUUUGCCGCUCAGCAAGCUCUGCAUUGACUUGCGGUGCUUCGGCGAAGCUGAGUGCCACGCCUUCUUGGGUGCAGUUGCGGAAACGAACGCUCUGAAGUCGGUGGUCGUUCUCUCCUUGCCCGGAAUCGACAGGCCGGAUAGGGUCUUCGCCACCAUCAAGGAGCGAGGACUGAACGACCGAGUGGUCAUCCACGGGUCUUACAUGCGCAACGCAGAAUGUCUGCAGCAAUGCCCGCAAAUCAGCAGCGCAACAAUCAGAGUGGCCCGUUUUCGCUACAAUGGAGAGCUCAGUUUGCAGCCAGUUAUCUCAGCUCUAGAAGCGGUUCGUGGCUGCUCUCACAUAACAUCGCUCCGGGUUAAGUGCUGUGAUUUCGAUCGCAGUGUGUUCUCCGCCUUGGCGGCAUGUAUAAGAGCUCCUUCCACGCUUACUGAUGUAAACAUAAACUUCGGUUACGUUUUUGCCCGUCUGAGAAAAGAGAAUCGUGAGGUGCAGUCGGAACUAGUGAGAGCGCUGGCCUCCAAUCUCAACCUAGUCAGAGUCAACGUCAAGGGAGUACUGCUGUCCGACGACGAUUUCAAGUGGCUCGCGCAUGGUGCUAGCAAGAGUCUCCGCCUCACAGAAUUCACCAUGACUCCCGCCUGUACCUCCAGUGCCGGGCGUGGUGAAGUGUAUGGACCGGUGAGCAGCUGUUCGGUGCACAGGGCCGAGGCCGGGACGGGAGUAUCCACCAAGAAGAACAUCGCACUGGCCGAUAUCUUGGAAACGACCAGACGGAAUGCCUCCGCCGUCUUGGCCGCAGCUCAGUUCGUGUUUGGCGAGGAAGAUGGCCUCGAAGCCGCUCGUUCAAUCGAGCUGAUGCACGACCAUCCUCGUCUGCUCGAAAUGGUGAGCGAAGGCGCUGACGUCACCAAGGGCGACGCCAAGGAGAUGAUCAGCAGCGCCCUGCUUCGUGUUGGCCUCUUGAGCCUCGACGAGUUUAUGAGAAUGACCGGCGUCGUCAAGGAGAGGGCGCAAUGCCUUGCACAUCCUGCUGCCAGGCGUCAGCUCUCUGACUUGAACCUCGAUUGCUGGCUACACAUCCGCCGCUUCCUGAAGAUAGCGGACGUUCUGCAGCCUCGAGCCGAUCUAUGUGAAAACUGCUGGCAGUCACCGUCAACAGAGCAGAGAUUUCAAGGAUUUUCGUAGAAGACUGGCCAGGUGCCUGUGGCGUCGACGUACGGCUGGAUCAAGAAUUCAAUAAAAGAUUCAGUCAAUGAUUUAAUCAAUAAUUCAUGUCUGUUUCCGCAAUUGAGAGCAAAGAAGCUUUUGGAAAUGCAAAUAAUCCACUCGUGUAUGCACUAGAGACA